This is a messenger RNA of Prunus mume (Japanese apricot), 1154 nucleotides long. RefSeq lists its product as uncharacterized. NCBI's taxonomy places the organism in Eukaryota, Viridiplantae, Streptophyta, Magnoliopsida, Rosales, Rosaceae. Gene Ontology annotation, molecular function: phosphatidate cytidylyltransferase activity. Gene Ontology annotation, biological process: CDP-diacylglycerol biosynthetic process; cardiolipin biosynthetic process. The record is from RefSeq and is a predicted model, not a curated record. Gene Ontology annotation, cellular component: mitochondrion.
AAUAAUGUGGAACUUGUGUAGCUGAGAACGAAGAGUUUGACUGCGAAAGACCACAUCAGGCAAACAUUUUGGCUUGCAUUUGAUGUGUUUGAUGAAAUCCCUCCAGUAUUUUUUCAGAAUACUAAUGCCCUUUGCACUACUAGCUUAGUAUGGAAAAUCACGACAAAGCCCAGCUUCUAAGUUUUCUCAAAACUCUUCCCCCUGUUGAGUUCUGCUGUGUCUAUGGCUCAUCUCUUCAUCCCAACAAUCCUGGCAGUGCAAAGUCAACCAUGGUAGAUUGCAUUCUUGGUGUAUCCAAUCCCCGACAAUGGCAUUCUGAGAAUCUGACAUUGAACAACGAUCAUUAUUCCUCGUGGAUGGUGCUUCUUGGUGGGGCAAGACUGAUUACCGACGUUGCAGAUGAAAUAGGUGUGGGGGUGCACUUCAAUCCUUUUGUUAGUUGGAACGACAAGAUGUUCAAGUAUGGGGUUGUUUGCAUGCACGACUUGGUUCAGGACAUGCUAAAUUGGGAGAGGUUCUAUUUGAGCGGCCGAUUACAAAAACCAGUUCAUGUACUUCUGGAUAAUUUGGAUAUCGCAAAUGUAAACUCGGUUAAUUUGAGGGCUGCAAUGUCUGCAGCUCUCCUUCUUUUGCCGUCCAAGUUCACUGAGGAAGAAUUGUACGCCAAAAUAUGUAGCCUCUCGUAUAUGGGCGACUUGCGUAUGCUUUUUGCAGAGGACAGAAAUAAGGUGAAGAAAAUAGUACAAGGGCAAUUUGAAUUGUUCCGGCCGAUGUAUAAGCCAUUUAUUGAAGAGUAUGAGACCAAAGAGUUGUUGAGACGCUCUUUAUCUGGGAAUACUCAACCAAUCAUAUCUCAGGAUGGUGGUUUAUUAGCAGCUCGAUCUCUUGUUUCUUCUCUGCCCCAAAUGGUCAGAAGCCAAAUGGGGAUGAAGCUAGGAGAAAAGAAAGUACUGUGUGACUCUGGUCGAGUUAUUCAGGAAAUUGUGAUUGGCUCCAAAGACGAGGCUGCUAAAUGCAUGCAGACUAUUCUGCGGCGAAAGGUCAUGGUUUCGAGUGCAAGACAGGCCGUGUCUGGUCUCCUGGCUGCUGGUGGCAUUACUGCCAUGAGAUAUCUUGGUGCUAAAAUGAGCAAGGCUUGGAAAUCCUGGAGAUGA